This is a messenger RNA of Amborella trichopoda, 2006 nucleotides long. It is a transcript of the gene FES1C, whose product is annotated as Fes1C. Lineage: Eukaryota; Viridiplantae; Streptophyta; Magnoliopsida; Amborellales; Amborellaceae. The record is from RefSeq and is a predicted model, not a curated record. Gene Ontology annotation, molecular function: adenyl-nucleotide exchange factor activity; protein binding. Gene Ontology annotation, cellular component: endoplasmic reticulum.
GUUAGAAGGUUCACGUCGCCUCUCGAAACCUGCCUCCCGAAGCCUGACCUCCACAUUCUUAAGCUUUUUGUUUGCGCAAACCUUUUAGGGCUUUUCUCGAGCUUAUAGGGCGUUUCUAGUUGAAGUUCGAAGGAGAGCGAUUUUCUAGGGUUUUUCUCGAGCGUUUAGUACUGCGAUUGCUUCAUAGAAAUUUUGUAGUACAGGAUUUUCUUUGAACUUUGGCGGCAAUGGAGGGUGAUGCACCAAAAUGGGACGCGUUACUUAAAUGGAGCCUUGCACAAUCAGAUGGUACUCGUCCUGCUCGAAGUCUUAGUGAGGAAGAUCGGAAAUGGUUUAUGGAGGCCAUGGAAACCAACACUGUAGAUGUUAUUAAGAGAAUGAAGGAGAUCACUCUUGUAAUGGAAACUCCGGAGCAAGUUUUGGAGGCUCAAGGUGUCACUCCUGCGGAUCUUGAAGGAAUGUUGGAAGAGCUACAAGAACAUGUCGAAGCCAUAGAUAUGGCCAAUGAUCUUCACUCAAUUGGUGGUUUGGUUCCCUUGCUUGGCUAUUUGAAGAACUCUCAUGCUGCUAUUCGAGCAAGGGCUGCUGAAGUUGUAACAACCAUUGUGCAAAACAAUCCAAGGAGUCAACAACUUGUGAUGGAGGCAAAUGGAUUCGAACCUUUAAUCUCAGCUUUCACUUCAGAUCCGGACAUAACAGUUCGGACCAAAGCACUAGGUGCCAUAUCAUCUUUGAUUCGACACAACAAACCAGGCAUUACUGCAUUUCGUUUGGCCAAUGGUUAUGCUGCACUAAGGGAUGCUUUGAGUUCAGAAAGUGUCAGAUUCCAAAGAAAGGCUCUUUACUUGAUUCACUAUCUACUGCGAGAGAACAAGGCAGACCAUAGUGUCGUGACCGAGCUGGGGUUCCCCCGAAUUAUAAUGCACCUAGCCUCAAGUGAAGACCCCGAGGUGAGAGAAGGAGCCUUGCGAGGCAUCCUCGAGCUCACCCAUGGAGGCGGUGAGGGGCUGAAUUCCACCAGUCUGGAUGGGGUAGAUGACAAGAAAUUGAAGCAAAUAUUAAGCGAACGCAUUGAUGGUAUAAGAUCAAUGGAACCUGAAGAGUUAGGGGCUGCAAGGGAAGAGAGACAAUUAGUGGACUCUUUAUGGCAAGCUUAUUAUGGGGAGCCAUCUUUGCUUAGAGAGAAGGGGCUUGCGGUUAUGCCUGGUGAUAGUGAGACCAAUCCACCACCUGAUGUUGCUAGUAAGAUGUUUGAGCCACCUCUAAGGGGUUGGGCCUCCAAAAGGAAGGAUGGUGAGAAGAAGGUGGAGGGUCCACCUUUGUUGUUGGGUUUUGGCGGUCCGUCACGCUCAGUGGAAAGCACAGCACUGGUGCAAAAUGGAAGCAGUCUUGAAGGGGGUGAGGAGGACAGGGUGGUGGACUCAGUUCAGAAUUCCCGGACAUGAUUCUGAUGAUCACCCAAGUAACGGGUAUUGACCAUGUGCUGGGGAAUUUAUGCAAAAUUCCAUACAUCAUCCCUUUCUCUUUCUACUAGAGUUUUGAAGGGAAUCAUCCGUCUUCUCCUCUCAUAUUCUCUCUCUGUGAAUGGUGAUCAACAUGAAACAGAUCUUGAUAAGGUGCGGGGGAAACUAAUGAAGACUUCCAUAUAUAACUCGCUCCUCUUUUUUUACUAGAGUUCCUACAGUCUUUAUAUGGUGGUAGAAAUUUUGUUCCCAUGGUUUUAGUCAGGAUAGGAUGUAGUUUGUGAUAGAUGCCAUUAGGGCAUGGGUUUUUAAUAUAAUUUGAUUUUGAAUAGGAGUCUCCAUUUGAUUAGGGAGGGGACCCUGAGUUACUGUAAAUUAUGGAAGUGAAUACUUUUGUCAAAUUCAACUAUGUUCUUGGCUUUUUAGUUGUAAAAAGGUGGUUUAGUCAAAUUUUGAUUUGCGUUAUUUUGUUGUUUGAGGGUGAUGGAUUCUAUGUAUCCUUCUCUUGUAGAAAUGGAAAAAGUUCAUACGAGGUUGCAACCU